Messenger RNA from Rana temporaria (common frog), 2023 nucleotides. RefSeq names its product CASP8 and FADD like apoptosis regulator (gene CFLAR). The transcript has 11 exons. The coding region runs from base 552 to 2003 and encodes 483 amino acids. Gene Ontology annotation, biological process: proteolysis; negative regulation of extrinsic apoptotic signaling pathway via death domain receptors. NCBI's taxonomy places the organism in Eukaryota, Metazoa, Chordata, Amphibia, Anura, Ranidae. Gene Ontology annotation, molecular function: cysteine-type endopeptidase activity; protein binding. The record is from RefSeq and is a predicted model, not a curated record.
AUUACAGUUUUAGUAAAUCUAAAGGAGAUUGUAGAGAGACGGUGGUAGAAUCGGAUUGUAACAUGUGUGGUGAAUCUAUCCGUUGCCAGGAAUGCUGAUAAAAGCCAUGGCUUUGGGAAAUCCCCUAACAGACGUUAUGAAGGGACACAAUGUUCCCAGAUGGAAUGCGUCUGACUCACUUUCCUGUUCCAGAGAAACACGUCACCCUCUCUUUUUCUUUUUACAAUACUUGUCUAUGGCAAACUGAAAGUAGGAUAAAAAUUCCUAAAAUGGGGCCUUUUUGUAGUCCAGAAACUAGAAGGAAUUUGUAGUCACUGCACUGACAUAUAUGAGGAACAGCUGACUUUCAGCAACUACAAGGUUAAUAAUCUGCCACUCCCAGUCACAUAUUACAGGAAGAAGCCGAGCAAUGGCAGCGUCAUCCUCUCAGCAGAAUCCGCGCAUUGAGGGUUAAAAUCUUCGGAGUUCUGAUUGCCCCAAAUCCACUAUUUUUCCAUAAAAGGACAUCUUAUCUUCUAAAUGCUGACUGUCCUGCGCCGCAGAUUACUGUGAUGAGCAAGCAUUGUGUUUCUAGUGCAACACUUCUACAGGUCGAGGAAGAGUUGGAAGCAGAGGAGCGAGACAUGAUAUUGUUUGCUUGUCGAGACAUCACAACUCAGACAAAUGUCCGGGAGCUGUUAAGUGAAUUAAAUGAAACAAAAUAUGUACAUGGAAUAGUUGAAGUGUUACGGCUGGUGAAAAGGUUCGAUCUUCUAAAAAAAUACCUACAGAUGACAAAAAAUGAAGCUGAACAAAUGAUAAUGAAACAAAAGAGAAUAGUUUCAGAAUACAGUUAUCUACUGGUAGACAUCAAUGGACAAUUGGAGGAAGAAGAUUUGAAAUCAUUUUUGUUUUUGUUGAAAAAUCAACUAAGGAAUAUUGGAAACAUCAAAAAGACUUUCCUGAGUCUUGUAAGUGACAUGGAAAAAAAUAACCUAAUAUCAUCAGAGAACCUGGACUUAUUAGAGCAGAGUUUCCAAACAAUUCACAGGGUAGACCUCAAAAAUAAAAUCCUCAAGUUUAAACAAAAAGGUCAUACUGAAAAUGGCAGUCAUCAUUGCAUCAAUAAAAUUGCUGUACCUCCGCCAAUACCUAGGAAACAAGUAUUUUCUACAUUUAAACAUGUAAAUUUGAGCAAUGGACAUAAAGUGUCAAUCCCAGUACAGGAAACCAGUCCAAUCAUACAGCCAGUCCAAUCAAGACAUGUUCCUACUGCUUCAAGGGCUCCCCAAUUGCAGGCAGAGGCGAAUGAUGACAGGUAUCCUGUAAGAACCAUGCCAUUGGGCUUCUGCCUGAUUAUUGACUGUGUUGGAAAUGACUCAGCAAUGCUUGAACAUAUAUUUCAGAAUCUACAUUUUGUCGUCAAUGUUAAAACAUACGCAAGAAUUGAAGAAGUAAAAACAAUGCUGCAAGAUGUUGCUAACAUGGAACAGCUCAAACAAUAUGACAUUUUCAUAUGUAUCCUAAUCAGCCGGGGGAAUGCAGACUCUCUCUUUUUCGUAGACGAAUGCUCACCAGGACUUCCUUUGGAUAAAAUUAGGAAUUUUUUCACUGGGAGGUCAUGUCCAAACUUGGUAGGAAAACCAAAACUCUUCUUUAUACAAAACUAUAUCACUGACGAUUGUGAAGUGCAGCACGAUGGAGGCUCCUUGGAAGCUGAUGGUCCCACCGCCAGUGGAGCAGGCCAAGAGAGAAGGCGAAGUAUUACCAACACACCAAAUGAAGCAGACAUAUUUUGGAGUCAUUGUAAAGCAGCUGAGCGGCAGCUCCAGAGACUUUCUGGUUCCCCUUCUUUGUACCUAAAGACACUUAAUGACUUAUUAGGUGACAAGAAAAGAAGGAAACACCAGGACAUUCAAGAGAUUCACACAGAACUUAAUAAGAUUAUAUACAGCAAGCAAAACGGAUACUCAGUACUGCUCCAGCAUACUCUCACAAAAAAACUCUUUAUUCAUGCAGCAUGAAAUAAUAGAAGUACUAAAUU